CUUUGCUUUUUGUGAAACAAAGUGCAUUAUGUAUACUGAGCAGAACUUGAAGUGAUGUAUCAGGAACAGGUGGUUGGAGGAUGGCAGCCAUUUCAAAACCUGCUGCUGAUACACAAAGCAAAAUUUUCAAUUAGUCAUAUUGAACACAAUAGUUAAUAUGUUUCAGCUUUUAUUCAAACACACUUUCUACUUUAUCAUGUCUACUACAUUUUCCUAUGCCUUAUGCACGUUUUUCAAUGAUGUGGUACGUUUUGAGUGAUUAUAAUCAUUGACUGACUUCAUUAUCAAAUAUAUCUCUUCUGAAUCAGUUAUUCCAUUAUAUUCAUUUCUUGUAAGGCAGCAGAGUCUGUCACCACCACUUAAUUAACAGUACUGAAAGUAUCCAGCAAAUGCAUUCAAAAUAUUAAAUACCAAUGACUAUUGUACGGGGAUGCGGGGGACAGUUUAUCAGUAGUAAACAAUGAGAAGGGUAGUCUGUUAAGCAGUCAUCGUCCGCUUAUUCCACACUGAUAAAGAACCUUGUAUUGUUCUUGUAUAUAGGUGCAUAGCAGUGAUUUCUGUCCUUAAAUAAGCAGGUUUUUAAGAAAAGAUUUGAAGACUAAAUUGUCUCUGUGCUGUGGACUAUUUUGGUUUUGCAGCCCAGAGACCAAGACUCGCAUUAUCUUGUAUGUCAGAUGCUAAGGGGGUUACUGGGUUCAGAUUAAAAUUAUUUAUGGCUGUUCUGUCUAAAACUAAGGGCCUAACUCUGAACUUUGUCUGAAAACCUAAUUUUCUGAAUACAACCUGCUCCUUACAGUGCCUCAUAUUACCCCAUGUAUGCAAGCCGAUCAUAUUUCAUUAUCCUCCUUUUCUUUGUCCCUUUCUUUGCCCUUCUUCACUCAAACUAGCAAAGAAGGACACAUUUAAGCUACACAUUUGCCACCUGUUCCCAUUCUCUUGUGUUGUGAAGUGAUCCUUUAUAUAAUUUGUGAUUUGUUAACUUUGUUAUAUUAAUGUAUUAAUGCUUUGAAGUGUGGAACUAGAAACCUUUAGGAACACUUCUAAUGGUGGUGAGAAUAAAAAAAGGAAUCAUGAAUAUCAUCUAGUUUUUCAUAUUGUGAAAAACAGAAUUGUUUCUGUUUCUGAAUUGUUCAGAAAUGCGGUUCCAUUUUUAACAGUUUCAGAUGUUGCUGUUCUGUCCCCAGUCCACAAAAUACAAACUAAUCUGCACAGACAGCACUUUUUAUUUAUUUAUUUAUUUCCCUUGGUUGUUGGCAUUACUGUGAACACAUUUACAAAAACGUAGCUAAAUGUUGUGUUGUUCCUGGCUAUCAGGAUGGCAAAUGUAUUUUUAUAUACAUUGCCAGAUACUCCACCAGAAGGUUUUCUCAAAACCUGCAACCUGUAAGUGAACCAUUUAAUUUUAAAGUUAUAUCUGGCUACUGAGUUUGCAACUUAAGAGCUUUCUCUGCACUACAGAUGCGCUGUUAAUGUCCUCUAUUUCAGAUUGUGUAUCAUCUCAGGGUGUCUGAGUACAUUACUAGCUGAAUCAUGGCUAUAAUGUAAAAUUCAUAUUCAACCUCCGCCUUUUGUCUAUAUAAAACAGCCUACUGCACUCAUUAUCUUUUCUGACAAUUUUUGGAUCAGAUUGCGGCUCAAACAUUGAGUCGAUAUGUUGAUAAGAUUUCAUUGUUUCAUCUUCCAGUGUUUUUCCACUGUACAAUUCGGCACAUGUUAUAAGUGGCAGUGGAGUGUAUCUCAUUUCACAUGUGGUCAGCCAAUCAGAACAGAGGCCAAUUAUCUAGCCGUCUUAAAAGCACAGGAGAAAAAUUGUCCCUUUUAAUUAUAAUGGAUGAUGAGAGGUUGGAAAAUGGUCAUGUAAAAAUGAAUAACGACUCCAUUUGGUACAUAAAACCACAAAAACUGUAAGUGGUUUUUUAGACAAAGAAUAUAAAGGAGGAAACUUGAACAAUAGAGGCUCUUUAACAAUAAUGUGAAUUUUGAACACAGAAGGUGAAUGAGUGAGAUGAGAAGCAACACUAAUAGCAGGAGUCAUGGAAUAUUACUUUCUUUUUAGGCACUGUACCUGGUGAACUUAAUAUCAACAGACUUCAGGAAGUUUUUGUAAAAGAAUUUUUAAUAAGAUAUCAGGUUAAAGCUCUGUGUGUGUUAGAGGGGUUGAUGAACUCCCUUUCCUUCCUCAGGACAGGACAGCAUGGCCAGGAAAACACGGCAUGCAUGUGCGGGAAAACAGGGAGGAAUGUUUAGAAGAAUACACAAUGUAGAGUGGAAUUUAGUGAUUUAUGUGGUCUGAGUUAUACUAUAAUACACUUAAAAACCCAAUCAAGACAGAGCACUGUUUCCUCAGUAACAGCACUGUUUAAACCCAAUUACAAAGCUCAAAAUAAUGUUUGAGGUCAUUAACACAUUAACUUAUUCAACAGUGUUUCGGUAUUAGUAGUGAGGUGAUUGUUAAAGCUAUUUAAAUGCACAUUUGACCAAUGUGUGAACAUCAGUUUUGUGCUGUUCUUGGCCUUGGCCAAAGUGACAGUAAUCUGUCUGUGUACUUAUGCCACCACUCCAGAUUAAACUUCAGUGUUGUAGAACAAUAAAUCGGUAAUGACUCUUGCAGCCCUAAUACUGCAUUAGUCAUAAUAAAUAGUAAGGUUUUUUUUUUUCUUUACUGUCUGUCUUUUCAUUGUUCUUUGUGUACCUGUGAACCUGUGACACUAGUGGACUUUGUUUCCUAUUUAUUGCUGUGUUUGGGCAAGGUGGUGUGUCAGUGCUUGUGAGCAGCUGUGGGCUGGUGUGAGCUCAUUCUCAACACCUUAAAGGAUAGGCAGCAUUUGAGUAUGUGUUACUGUACCCUAGCAUCGGAACAAACUGCAAACAUAUGUUCCAGAUGUUCAGUAAAGCUAAUCUUCCAUCAGGGUCAGGUCAGGGUAUGUGUAAAACUGCAAGUAAAAACAUUUUUUUAAAUACAAAAAAAUCUUAGACAGGACGUUUAUUCCUAUACUUAGGUAGCAUAUACAAAUAUUUUUAGUCCUAAAAGUUCUCUCAAAUUGGCAAGUAUUUUGGGGUGCUUUAAAGGAGGCAGAAGCGAGGCAACACAAAGACAGAAAAGACAUGUGCCUACAGUCUUCUGUGCUUAUCAAAGCUAAAAACAAAAUCACUCAGACAGCCACAGCUAGCUAGGAUGCUCAUUAAAAAAAAUGAGUCCAUGAAUUGAUUGACUAAGAUUUUAACAAACAAGGUUUAAUGACUAAUUUGUUUAGAUUUUGGGGGAAAAGAACCAAAUAUAUUUGUUAGACAAUAUCACAGACAGGAGCAGGUGGAAUUGUUGAAACUUAUUGGAUUGGCUAAAAAAAAAAAGUCCUCUGCACACCUCUGUUAUACAUUUAGUUUCUAUGAAAGUCUGCCACUCCCUUAAAGCCCUCUUGGGUGACAGCGGUCCAACAAACACCGGUCCUUUUGGGCUAGGCAUUAUGCCAGUGGAAAUGUCAUUAAUAUAUCAAAUGGAAAUUAUACUGUGUUAUCAAUUUCAGGGUCUACCAUCCACCUAAAAAGUUUUUUAAAUACAUAAUAUCAGUGGAGUGAUGAACUAAGAACUAUGAACUAAGCACUAAUGACUAAUGACUGCUUUUCAUGAGUUAACUGCCUUUCUUAAUUUCAGUUCAGCUUUAACUGGAAAGCCCCACAGUGUAUUGAAAAUUGUAUUCACAGCAUGAAGAAGUGCUACUGUAUGCUGAUGAGACAUGAGUAUCUACACUUUUAAAUAAGUCUGACAUGUCUAUCAGCUGUCUCUUUUGUGCAUUUUUUUAAAAAUUCUGCAUAUGUUGCAUGUGUAAAUGCAUGUCAGCCUAAUUGUGAGUGUCUUAGUGUAGGAAUAUCUGUGAGUAAUUCUAUCCAAUGGUUGCACAGGUGAUACUAAGCUGAAUAUAGAGCCUUUUGGCCAGCUGGCCAUACUAUUUAAAACUGGGAAAGGACCCAAGGGGGGGGGUGAAAUUUGCAGGAGCUACACAGAGGAUUAAGAACACACAUGGAUGCUCGUCAAGAGCUGGAAAUGCUCCCCGAAACUCCUGCACCUUGUCCCCAUGGUAGGAGUACAAAGGUCAUAGGAGAUUCCCAUUCUCUCACCGACCUUUUUCCUGUCAUUCGCUAUCAAGUUGUAAUGAAACAAAGAGCUUCUAUUUUACUGUACAGUGCAACAUAAUGAGAAAAACAUGAUCUCAGCCUGUAAGCACCUCUUGAAAUAUGAACAGCCCAUUAAUAUCCGGUGUUGGAAGAGGACUGCUUGAUCUUUUUUUAACCCCUUUUAUAGGUCAGUUUUAUCACUAAUAAAAAUAUGCAGGAUAUGACUACAUAAAGGUCAUUCAUAGUUUUGGUAAAUGUCCUUUUUUUUAGUGUGUGUAAUUUGUGAGUGGUUGGUUUAGUUUGGGUUGGUGUAAUUUGAUAUCAGCAAGAGACUGCAAGUUGUAAUGAGUGAACGAGUGGCAACAGCUGAGGUGGAUCGUGCAGUCACUGACCCUCAGUAAUCUCUUCCUCUGACUGUCUGUGUGUGUGUUGGGAGAGAGCGAAUGGUGCCCUGAGAGCAGGUUUUCUUGCUGGUAGCAUGUCCCUGUCCUCUUUGCUGCAUCUCACUUUUUUUGUUUGGUUCUCUGGAUGUAAUUCAUGGGUAGAUCCUCUGUGUUCAGUCUGGAGAUUUGUCAUUUGCCCCUGCUACAAGAAAAGAGGAAAGUCAGAGGAGAAGGAGAAGCAGAGGCGAGUGGUGAUUUUGACUAGACAGAAGUGGAACUUGUGUGCUAUUCAUAGUGUGAACUUCUUAAUCUCUGACUUGAAAAAACUUUGCUCUUGUUUUGAACAAAUAUAAUUAUUAAGGAAAACUUUCCUUCUGUGAGCCACUGCAAAUGUGAUUUUUCACACCUGAGGAAAACAGCUGUGAUAUUGGUUUCUGAUUCCUGCUUUCUUAGUCUCUAUGCUAAAUUGAGACCAUAGCAGGAUCAGUAUCGUCAAUGCUGGAUUCAGUCAUGCUGGACACCAACCAUUGCUUCCACUUUGAUAGAGCCUCUUUUGAGGAUCAACCAAACAGAACUGAUCAAGAUAAACAGCCUCUGAGGCUAGACUAUGACAGACAUGCCUAUCAUAGCCUUAAAGAAGUCCUCCAAAUCAAACUACAGCAGAGGAGGACACGAGAGGAGCUCGUCAGCCAAGGAAUCAUGCCGCCACUGAAGAGUCCUGCUGCCUUUCAUGAGCAGAGAAAAAGUCUUGAGAGAGCACGGACUGAGGACUAUCUGAAGAGAAAGAUCAGGAGUCGGCCAGAGAGGUCAGAGCUGGUGAGGAUGCACAUACUGGAGGAGACGUCAGUGGAGCCCUCUCUGCAGGCCAAACAACUGAAAUUAAAGAGGGCUCGCUUGGCUGAUGACCUCAACGACAAAAUCUCUCACCGGCCCGGCCCUAUUGAGCUCAUCCAUAAGAACAUCCUGCCUGUGCCUACAUUGUUAGGUGCAGGUUCUCCAAAGGGUGAGAAUUCCUCAUUGGAUGAGGACAGCAGUGAUGGCCUAUCUCCUGAACAGCCAGGCAGUCAGGACUCUCCACUUGGCUCUGUCCCUCAGCACUCCCCCUCUGAUAUGCUUAAUCUGAACAGAAACCCCUCACCCACACAGUUCCUCACUCAGGCUGCACCGUGUCUUCUUAAUGCCCCUGAGUCCUCUUCUCCACAAAACCUGACCAACGGAACAUCGAUGGUUGCAAGUGCCCGUCCUCCUACUGGAUCUGCCAAAUCCCAGUCAAAGUCUAGUGUUGAUCGUUCUGCUCAGCGCACUAAGAAGCCUAAAGAAAACAAACCUAAGGUGAAGAAGCUCAAAUAUCACCAGUACAUUCCUCCUGAUCAGAAGAAUGACCGUGAGCCCCCUCCCCAGCUGGAUUCAUCUUACGCCAAGAUCCUCCACCAACAGCAGCUCUUCCUCCAGCUCCAGAUCAUCAGCCAGCAGCAGCAGCACUACAACUAUCCCGCCAUCCUACCUGCUCCACCCAAACUUCCUUCUGAACAGCAGCCACAGCAGCAGCAACAACCAGCCAAUUCUGGCCCUUCCCCGUCUCGGUCAGUUUCCACAUCUGGUGCCGCAUCCACUCAGAAUGGAGCUAAUCGUUCAAGCCAGCCAGUGGCAGGAGGGGCCAAGCCAGGAGUAUUGCCCGCAAACUUGGAUGAAUUCAAAGUUGCAGGGCUUAAACAUGAGCUGAAACUGAGGGGUUUGACUGUGUCUGGCACUAAGAACGACCUCAUAGAGAGACUGAAGAACUACCAGGAACAGAAUGGUGGUGCAGCAGUAGCAGCGGUAGGGUCUGGACCAGUGAAAACGGUUCAAAUUCCACCUCAGGAACUGGCAGCUCAGUCCUCCAUCUCUAUCCCUGGCACACACCAGUCUAAAGACACCAUCGGGAAGGUGGCAACCUAUUCAGUUGCAGUGAGCAGUGGCAUCCAAGCUUCAACCCUGCCCCAAAUCACACGCUUCAACAGUACAAGCUCCUCCCCUCCUGUAUCUCCUACACCAUCUGAACCCUCUGUGGCUGGAACAAGUGCUGAUGAGACCAGCUGUAAUGGGGAUGUGUUUGGAGAAAUGGUUAGCUCACCUCUCACUCAGCUGAGUCUGCACCCAUCCUCAGAACAUCCAUCCCCAGUUAAAGAGGAGCCUCUUGGGCAGUCAACAUGCUGUAUGUCCCACCCCAUUGUUGUCCCUUCUUCAGCUACACAGCCUCAGGAGCCUCUAAUGGCAGGCCCAAUGGCACACUCAGCACCUCUGCUGGACAAAGACCAGAUGCUGCAAGAGAAGGAUAAGCAAAUCGAGCAGCUGACCCGCAUGCUAAGGCAGAAGCAGCAGCUUGUGGAGACUCUCCGCUCACAGCUUGAACAGGGCAAGCGUGGAUCGACCAUAGAAGGAAUGGACAUAACAGUCAAGACUGAAGGAGUAGCCCUGGCCAACAGGGAGGGUGUGAAGGUAAAAGAGGAAGCAAAGGAGGACAUGGAGACGUCAACAGAACCGCAGCCACAACCUCAGAGAAAGAUGCAAACACAAUGUUCUCAGCAGACACUGCUCAAACUGCAGCAGAUUCACCGACUGCAGGUGCAGCAGCAGCAAAUGCAGUCAGAGCAGUCAAAACAGCAGUCAGAGCAGUCAAAACAGCAGUCAGAGCAGUCAAAACAGCAGCAGCCACAGCCACUGCAACAACAGAAGCUGCAACAGCUCAUUAUCCAGCAGAGCCAGCAGAAGCAGCUACAGGCCAAUCAAAAGAAGCAGCAGAGGCCACAAAAACAGCAGCAGAAACAACAACCGUUACAGACACAACAGGUCUCCCAAGUGUUUGUCAACCAACAAACUGGUACUCAAGUGACCACAUCGUUCCCCCUGGAUCUUCUCAAAGCUCAUCCAGCACCCACUCUUGUCACCGAUGGCAAUGGCAACCAUUACCUCAUUGCACUUACCAAUAACAGUGUGGACAACCGGAACAGUGAAUCUCCACAAAGCAAAACCAAUGGACGCAUCACCCUACAGAGAAUGCAGUCCACGCCUGUCAAGCUCCCCAGCCAAUCGGCUAAUGAGGUUGCUCAUCCUGUGAACAAAUCCCAACAGCCCCAACAAACUGCUCCUGUCAAACAGCCCACUUCAAAAGUACAAAAGGCAGGAUUGCACUUACAAACUCCUUUUGUUCAGGAGUCAAGUCAGUCAGUGUCAGCCCCACCCAAACUUCAUCCCUUUUUCCUCAGUGAAGAGCCCCACCCUCUCAUCGAGCCUAGUUCCCCUACUUCACACAAGGGAGAGGUGUGUCCGUUUGACCGACACACUUUAUUUACACCUCCAUCUCCAAAACCGGAAUCCCAUAACCCUCAUCAUGUCAAAGAGAAUGGUUCCAACAAUCAUCAUAUAGACGAUUUGUUUGACAUUCUCAUCAAGAGUGGAGAAAUCUCAGCAGGAUUCAAGGCUAAUCCAGACCCUUCUCUCUCAGAGCUGCACUCCAAUCCCCCCUCUCCUCCAUCCUCCCCGCUUCAUCUCUCACCCCCCACUCCUCCGACUGACCCCACCCCUUCCCAUCAGCCUCCUGACACACAGCAUCGGUCCUACUCAGGAAGCGGCCGUCUGGAGGACUUCCUGGAGAGCACCACGGGGACACCGCUGCUUGGCGUGGACCCUGAUGGUCCGCUGACGCUCAUUGAUGAUCUCCACAAUCAAAUGCUGAGCACUUCUAGUAUUCUUGAUCAUCCCCAUUCCCCAAUGGACACCAGUGAGCUGAGCUUCUCCCCCCAUCCCACCAGCUUGGACUUUGAAGACCCUGUGCUUGAUGGCAUGGACUGGCUGGACUUAUCCAUGGGAGGAGGGAGCAGUGCAGGAGGGACAAUCCUAGUUCCUCUGAGUUCACACACACCUCCCAGUGUUUUCUCAGCAGACUUUUUGGACAGUACAGACCUGCAGCUCCACUGGGACUCUUGUUUGUAGCUUUGGUCUUAAUUGCUUAGCAAAUACAAUGCAACCUAGCACCUUUGCUCAUAUACAGUGUACAGCCUUUACACACACGCACACACACUCCAACAUACAUGCUGUUUCAAAUGCUAAAACCAUUUAAACUGGUGUAUGAUUAUUUAAGCAUUCAUUUGCUUAAUAAGUCUAUUAAAGCACUGAGUAUCACCCCUUAUACCCUCAUGGUACAGUGCACUGUGUUCAUCUCUUCUCCAAAAGAGUAACUAAUGUAUUAUCCCCACCCCCCCACCUCCAAAAAAACCCUCAUUAUAUUUGUCAAUCAUUUUCACCUCGAAAUAAAAUGGUUGCACCAGCUGUUUGGAUGGUUACGUAAUGAGGGUUUCAAGCUCACACAGCUGGUUGCUCAUGGUCCUGAAUAAAGAGUAUUUGAAUCCUGGCAGUUUCUAAAUGUCAGGAUUUUCUGGAGUUAUUCAGAAAGACAGUGUUUAACUAUGUGGGUUACCUCCCUCAUGCCAUAUCGCUGUCACUCCACCAUACUUUCCCUGCUGGCACUGAGAGACAUGGGCACAUGAUGAAAGAAAGGAGUAGGCAGAGAGAGUCUUCACCCAAUUUCUAAGACUGGCUUUGGAAUUGCUUCUAAAAUGCCAGUGCUUUCAACUUUGCACUUAUGCUGACCUGGCCACUGGUUUAAGGAAACCUCCAACCGAACAAACUCUGCUGGGAACUGGGUUUGGUGAUGUUCACCUUACUCUAUGCAUUGCUGUAUUUGAGGUACAUGUUAUUGACUAAAGCCUUUCUGUUCUCUGAUUGCAUAAUUGAGCUACUGGACGACAGGUUUGGGAUUCAGAUUUCAGAAUAUUUGAAAAUUGUUAUUUUUUAAAAAGAAAAAAAAAAGAAAAAAAAUAAAUAAAAUACGAAAGUGGGUUUUGGUUUUGCAUUA
Messenger RNA from Pangasianodon hypophthalmus (striped catfish), 9390 nucleotides. It is a transcript of the gene mrtfab, whose product is annotated as myocardin related transcription factor Ab. Lineage: Eukaryota; Metazoa; Chordata; Actinopteri; Siluriformes; Pangasiidae. The coding region runs from base 4992 to 8468 and encodes 1158 amino acids. The transcript is spliced from 17 exons. Gene Ontology annotation, biological process: smooth muscle cell differentiation. The record is from RefSeq and is a predicted model, not a curated record.